AUGGAUAAUGUAAAUGACGAUCUAGGCGCCCCAAUAUCAGAGACGCGUCGUCGUGUGUAUCCGAAAUCGUCUAUCGCGCCGCUUCUGGUUUUGUUGCUAUUAGUUAAUCUUGGGACUACACUUUAUCAACUACCGCUAAAUCGGGUCAUUGAAAAGCGUCUCUGUCGGGAAUAUUAUAUCAUCCAUGACCCCUCUAUGAUCGAUCCUGAUGGAAACAUCAGCGAAAAGCGUUGCAAGGAGAAUGCUAUCCAACAGAGCCUAGCUUGGACAAUUGGGACUAUGGAAACUUUAUGGAUUGUCGGAGAUUUCGUUAUGACUAUUCCUUUGGGGUUUGUAGCUGAGAAGUACGGCCGAAGGACUGUGCUCUGGCUCAACCUUAUACCGAGGCUCUUCAUGCUUGCAUGGGCUGUGGUAGUCGGCUAUUUUGAAGAGAGCCUGCCUCUAAAAGCCAUUGUUGCUGGCCCAAGUCUUUCCGUCUUUGGCGGUGACUGCGUUUUUAAUUCCAUCAUAUACGCUCUAGCAGCCGGUUUAACAGAAGACAAUGUCGUUAGAGCAACUUAUUUCAGCUGGAUUAACGCUGUAUCAUAUGUAGUCACAUUUGUUGGGCCCGGACUUGCUGGAGCAACGAUGACCUUGAACCUGUUCCUACCAUUUUUAAUCGGUAUCUGCCUAUUACUAUUGGCCAUUCCCACAGUAUCAUUUCUAGUAGACCCGGCGCAUAUCCCAACAGCAUCAGAAGAUGAGCAACGGCAGCCUCUCAUAUCGUCACCUAUAUUGAAGGCUCAAGAAACAGAUACAUCCAUCCUAAAACCCGUUAUUGAGCGCAUUCGUACUCUCUAUUACAUUGUCAAAAGUCACCCAAUGAACCUCAUUCUCUUACUAGUUGGCUUUUUCCUCACUUCCCUUGCAAGCUCCGACACCAAGCUUUUACCCCAAUAUAUAUCGAAGAGAUACGAUUGGGAUUUUGCUAAAGCCGGCUACCUCUUAUCCGCGAAGGCUAUCGUAAAUUUUACUCUCCUCACCUUUGUAAUCCCGGGCAUUCUGAAGUCUAAAGCCUCUGUUAAUCAGCCCCAAUCUCAGUCUCUUUCCGACAAAGACAAUGUUCGCUAUGCUCGAGUCUGCUUAGUCGUCUCUGUCCUAGGUGCAUUGGCUAUUUCUUCUGCAGUUACAAUUUGGCUCUUAUUUCCAUCUCUUCUAUUAUACGCUCUCGGAUCUGCAUUGCCCGUCUUUACCAUGGGUUUGUUGAAAUCUCGAUCGGUAUCGCCUAAGGAUGACGACCAGCCAACAAACCCAACCGAACCAGAAACGCACAUAUUCUCUAUCGUCAUGAUGGUAAAAACUCUUGGUUCUCUGGUAGGGGCACCUUUAAUGGCAACAUUAUGGGUUCGAGGUAUUGCGACGGGCGUUCUAGGUAUCCCUUAUUUAGUGAGCGCAGCUUUGUACAUUGCCGCAAUUGUCGUAUUUGCUAGUAUCAAAGUCAUAUGA
Messenger RNA from Daldinia childiae, 1485 nucleotides. Its product is annotated as major facilitator superfamily transporter. Gene Ontology annotation, cellular component: membrane. The record is from RefSeq and is a predicted model, not a curated record. Gene Ontology annotation, biological process: transmembrane transport. Lineage: Eukaryota; Fungi; Ascomycota; Sordariomycetes; Xylariales; Hypoxylaceae. Bases 1 to 1485 code for a protein of 494 amino acids. The transcript is spliced from 3 exons. Gene Ontology annotation, molecular function: transmembrane transporter activity.